Linum tenue is the source of this 257-nucleotide messenger RNA. The record is from the annotation of a GenBank genome assembly. NCBI's taxonomy places the organism in Eukaryota, Viridiplantae, Streptophyta, Magnoliopsida, Malpighiales, Linaceae.
CAAAUAUGUUUUCGAAAAUGGUACGCGCUAACAUGAAGACCAGACAAAUUCGUAACAAGUUGAUGCAUGAUGGCGUGGACUUUAUGCCGAAUGUCAGUGCAUGCCAGAAGAUAUUUAUGCUAGUUCUUGACGAUGAAGCACGUCAUUGGUUUCUGUAUCUCGUCAAUGUCCAGCAAAAAACUGCAUUUUUGCUUGACAGUCUACCUUCAACUAGUGAGGCGAAUCGUAGGCGUAAAUCAGAACUAUGCAAGAAAUUG